AUGGAGAAGAAUGUCUAUGGAUCAUGUAGACUCAUCAAGAGACUUAUGAUUAUACUUUCAUGUCUUUCAUGUUCCUUUGUUCGAUCAGAAUUUACAAAAACAACAAAUAUCGAAUAUGUAUCGGCUUUGGGAGAUCCCGGGAUGAGAAAGGAUAGCUUAAGGGUGGCUAUAGAAGCAUGGAACCAAUGCAAUGAAGUCGGUGAAGAAGCUAAGAACAUGGGAAGCCCUCGAAUGGCCGAUUGCUUUGAUCUCGAUUACUCUAGCUUGCCCGUGAAGAUAAACCAUAAAGUCGACGAAAAAGACAACAAACUCGGGGUACGAAAUGGAACAUAUGGAGGAAUAAACGCCGGAGACAACGUAGAUAGCUAUGCUGCACAAAAGGAAAUAUACUUAGGAAAUAAAUGUCAAGUUAUGGACAAACCAAAUCCAUGGCAGUUUUGGAUGAUAAUGCUAAAGAACGGUAAUACCGAUACUUUAGCAGCGAUUUGUCCGGAAAACGGGAAAAAGGCGAAACCUUUUCCUCCGACAGGGAGGUUUCCAUGUUUUGGGAAAGGAUGUAUGAAUAUGCCAUCUAUGCAUCAUGAGUACACAAGCUUAGUGGAUCAAGAAUAUAUGAGUGGGAGUUUUUAUGGGACUUGGGAUUUGGAUAGUGAUGAAGAAGAUGGUUCAUUAGUAGCAGGUGGUAAUAAUUCGUAUUAUAAGGUGAAAUGGGAGAAGAAGAUUGGUGGAAAUGAGAGUUGGGUUUUUCAUCAUUUGUUGAAGACUUCUUCCAAGUAUCCAUGGCUGAUGCUUUAUCUACGAGCUGAUGCUACUCGAGGUUUCUCUGGUGGUUAUCAUUAUGAUACUAGAGGGAUGAUGAAGACGACGCUUAAAUCGCCGAAUUUCAAAGUUACAUUCAAGCUAGAGAUUCUAAAAGGCGGCGGAUCAGGGAGCCAAUUCUACCUAAUGGACAUGGGAAGUUGCUGGAAAAACGACGGUAGAGACUGCGACGGUGACGUCACAACCGACGUGACGAGGUAUAGCGAGAUGAUAAUCAACCCCGAGUCAACCGCUCUUUGCAACCGCAACCGCCUAAACGCUUGUCCGCCGCACCACACGUUUCCAAACGGGACUAAAGUUCACAGAACAGACAAGGAGAGGUUCCCAUACGAAGCGUACCACUAUUACUGCGUUCCGGGAAACGCGCGUUACGCGGAAACUCCGUACGAUGUUUGCGAUCCGUACAGUAAUCCACAACCGCAGGAGAUUCUGCAGAUCUUGCCUCAUCCUGUGUGGGAAGAGUUUGGGUAUCCGACAAAGAAAGGACAAGGUUGGAUUGGAGAUCCAAGAACCUGGGAACUUGAUGUUGGAAAACUCUCUCAGUCACUCCACUUUUACCAGGAUCCAGGGACGAAACCAGUGGAGAGACAUUGGUCGUCGAUAGAUUUAGGAACUGAAAUAUAUAUGAGCAAGAAUCAAAUUGCAGAAUGGACUGUAACUGAUUUCGAUAUUGUUAUUCCAAAGACCGGUAUUUAA
Arabis nemorensis is the source of this 1515-nucleotide messenger RNA. Lineage: Eukaryota; Viridiplantae; Streptophyta; Magnoliopsida; Brassicales; Brassicaceae. The record is from the annotation of a GenBank genome assembly.